Messenger RNA from Salvelinus sp. IW2-2015, 1803 nucleotides. Its product is annotated as mitochondrial carrier homolog 1. Gene Ontology annotation, biological process: positive regulation of apoptotic process. NCBI's taxonomy places the organism in Eukaryota, Metazoa, Chordata, Actinopteri, Salmoniformes, Salmonidae. The record is from RefSeq and is a predicted model, not a curated record. Gene Ontology annotation, cellular component: membrane; mitochondrion.
UUGCGCAUCCCAUUCCCUGCACAGCCUGUGGAACUGUCGACUGGACAAUUGCUCUCAAUAUCGCAGUGAAAAUGGUGACACCUGAGAACUUGUCUGGCGAUACAGGUGGGCGAAGGGAGCCCCUCAGAUUUGACCAGGAUGCGUCCGCGACGGCCGUGGACAUGGACACGGCAAUCGUGCUUCUCGGAGCCGGGGUGACAGCGAUCACACACCCGCUUCUGUAUGUCAAACUGCUKAUUCAGAUUGGACAUGAGCCCCUCACCCCAACUGUUGGAGCCACCAUGUUUGGGAGGAAAGUGUUCUACCUACCUGGAUUCUUCUCCUAUGCACAGCACAUCGUAAGGGUCGACGGAAAGAUGGGACUCUUCCGAGGUCUAUCCCCUCGUAUAAUGUCCAGUGCCAUCUCCACCAUGGUCCGGAGUAAAGUCAAAGAGGCCAUUCCAGCAGAGCAGGCGGAGCAUGUAUCGAACAGAGACGACUUGAAGACCUCCCUCAGGAAAGUGAUGAAAGAGACCUCACAUGAGAUGGURAUCCAGUGCCUGUCCAGAAUAGCCACUCAUCCCUUCCAUGUGAUCUCAGUGCGAUGCAUGGCUCAGUUUGUGGGGAGAGAAGACAAGUACAGGGGGCUGUUCGGCUGCAUCACCAGAAUCUUCAACGAUGAGGGCGUUGGGGGAUUCUUUGUGGGGGUUGUGCCCCAUGUCCUGGGGGAGGUCAUCUUUCUGUGGUGUUGUAACCUCCUGGCCCACUUCAUCAACACCUACGCCGUGGACGACAAUGUAAGCACGUUCAGCCAAGCCCCAGCAGUGAGAAGCUACACCAAGUUUGUGAUGGGGAUUGCAGUGAGUGUGUUGACGUACCCAUUUAUGCUGGUGGCAGACCUGAUGGCAGUUAACAACUGUGGGUUGGUGGCUGGUCUUCCCCCUAACUCUCCCAUCUUUAAGUCCUGGCUCCACUGUUGGGCUCAUCUGAGCCACGAGGGCCAUCUCUUCCGAGGAUCCAGCUUCUUUUAUCGCCGCGUGCCUGUGACAGGGAUGGCUUUGACUGAGGAGUGAUAAAAUCAACCACCGCACAACCUGUGCCACUGUUCUCCUUCCUAACCGGUACCUCAGUGAGACCAAUGUUCAACCGCCCCCUCACCUUAAACCCCCCCAGCGGAUAAAGCCGGAGCAGCAUGUUAUCAAUGGGCUAGGUGUUUUACUGAAGUAAAGUUACUUUCAAAUGAAGAGUUUUGUUAAUCUAAAUAAUAAUGUAGCCACUCAAAAGUAAGAGGUCGGAGGAGUGAGACUUAAUGUGAACAAAUCAAAAUUAUAUCCAAUAUAUUUUGUCUUGGUUGAAUACUGAGGGUAUAAUCUCCUUUUACUAUACCAGCAAAGUUGCACUAUUUUUUUAUUUAUUUGAAUCUAUCACUUAAUUUUGCUAUAUUUAUAGGCCACAGUUUAAUUAAGUUCUAUGUAGGCUUUAAAAUUGGAUAGUUGAUUUCCAUCUAUUGAAAAACUGCCAAAUGUUUAUUUUUCAAAGGGUCUUCCUAGUAGCAUGAUAAGUGGUUGCAUUCGAAAGUGCUCAUUUGCCUCCUAUCAGAAGUGCUUUAACUAACAAUUAUACCUAUUCACAAACACCAUAAGCCCACAAAAACUGGAGUGCUCUCUAGUGAUGCACCGAUAUGACAUUUUUGUCCGAUACCGAUAUCCAAUAUUUUCCUUGCCCCKAAAAAACGGCACCGAUAACAGAUAUAUACAAUUUUAGCGGCCUUUUAAGCAUUCUAGAACAGUUUAAUAGUUAACACACACACACAUGGACGCAACG